AUGGCGCAGUCUCUGGAGCUUUUGCUGAUUCAGUUUCUGAUGCCAGACAACGACGCUCGCCGUCAAGCCGAAGACCAAAUCAAACGCCUCGCCAAAGAUCCUCAAGUCGUUCCCGCUCUCAUUCUUCACUUACGCACCGCCAAAACCCCUAACGUCCGCCAACUCGCCGCCGUACUCCUCCGUAAAAAAAUCACCGGUCAUUGGUCCAAACUCUCUCCUCACGAUAAACAACUCGUCAAAGAUUCCCUCAUUCAAAGCAUCACCCUAGAACACAGUCCUCCUGUUAGGAAAGCCAGUGCGAAUGUUGUUAGCAUUGUUGCCAAGUACGCCGUUCCGUCCGGUGAGUGGCCAGAAUUGUUUCCGUUUCUCUUUCAUAGUAGUCAGAGUCCUCAAGAGGAUCAACGUGAAGUGGCAUUGAUUCUAUUUAGCUCUUUAACGGAAACUAUUGGGAAUGCUUUUCGCCCGCAUUUCGCAGAUCUUCAAGCUCUAUUACUCAAGUGUUUGCAGGAUGAGACUAGUAACCGGGUUCGAGUUGCUGCUCUCAAGGCAGUGGGAUCCUUUAUGGAAUUCACUCAUGAUGGGGAUGAAGUGAUUAGGUUUCGUGAGUUUAUUCCAAGCAUCUUACAUGUAUCAAGACAGUGCCUUGCCUCUGGAGAAGAAGAUGUUGCUAUAAUUGCUUUUGAAAUUUUCGAUGAAUUGAUUGAAUCUCCUGCUCCUCUUCUUGGAGAUUCAGUCAAAUCCAUAGUACAGUUCUCGCUUGAGGUUUGCUCAACUCAAAGUCUGGAGUCUAACACACGCCAUCAGGCAAUUCAGAUUAUUUCUUGGUUGGCAAAGUACAAGUCCAAUAUUUUGAAAAAGCAUAAGCUGAUCAUCCCUAUCUUACAUAUUUUAUGCCCUUUGCUUGCUGAAUCAACCAAUGAAGAUGAAGAUGAUGAUCUUGCACCUGAUCGAGCUGCUGCAGAAGUUAUUGAUACAAUGGCUUUGAACAUACCAAAGCAUGUUUUCCCACCUGUUCUUGAAUUUGCUUCUGUAAGCUAUCAAAAUGCAAAUCCAAAGUUUCGAGAAGCAGCUGUUACUGCAUUGGGUGUCAUUUCUGAAGGUUGUUUGGAACUCAUGAAACAAAAUCUGGAGCCUGUUCUCCAUAUUGUCCUGGCAGCUCUCAGGGAUCCCGAACAAAUGGUUAGAGGAGCAGCUUCCUUUGCUUUGGGUCAAUUUGCUGAGUACUUACAGCCUGAAAUCGUGUCCCAUUAUGAGAGUGUCCUUCCCUGCAUUUUAAAUGCUCUUGAUGAUGCAUCUGAUGAAGUGAAGGAAAAGUCAUACUAUGCUUUGGCUGCUUUUUGUGAGAACAUGGGUCAUGAAAUCCUUCCUUUUCUAGAUUCGUUAAUGGGAAGGCUUUUAGCAUCUCUCCAAAACAGUUCUCGCAUUUUAAAAGAAACAUGCAUGUCUGCUAUUGGUUCUAUUGCUUCUGCUGCAGAGCAAGCUUUCUUUCCUUAUGCUGAAAGGGUUUUAGAGUUGAUGAAAAACUUCAUGGUGCUAACUAAUGAUGAGGAUCUCCGUUCACGUGCAAGAGCAACAGAGCUAGUUGGAAUGGUUGCAAUGUCUGUAGGGAAAACGAGAAUGGAACCAAUAUUACCUCCUUAUAUAGAAGCUGCAAUUUCUGGGUUUGGUUUGGAGUAUAGCGAACUUCGGGAGUACACUCAUGGAUUCUUCAGCAAUAUUGCUGAGAUUUUGGGUGACAGUUUCGCACAGUAUCUUCCUCAUGUUGUGCCUCUUGCAUUUUCUUCCUGCAAUCUUGAUGAUGGCUCUGCUAUUGACAUUGAUGAUUGCGAUGAUGAAGUUGCCAAUGGAUUUGAAGGAGUUUCAUCUGACGACGAAGCCCAUGACGAGCCAAGGGUUCGUAAUAUAAGUAUUAGAACUGGCGUAUUGGAUGAAAAGGCAGCUGCAACCCAGGCCCUUGGUUUAUUUGCACAGCAUACAACUGUCUCUUAUGCUCCCUAUUUGGAGGAGACACUAAGAAUCUUGGUUAAACACUCCAGUUAUUUUCACGAAGAUGUUAGACUUCAGGCAAUCACUGGUUUAAAACAUACUUUAACUGCAGCCCAUGCAAUAUUCCAAAGCCAAAAUGAAGGGGCUGCCAAAGCAAAAGAAAUUCUUGAUACUGUGAUGAAUACUUUCAUCAAGACUAUGGUUGAAGAUGAUGACAAGGAAGUGGUUGCUCAAGCUUGCAUUAACGUGGGUGACAUCAUUAGAGAUUACGGUUAUGCAACUCUUGAACCAUACUUGCCCCAGCUUGUACAUGCAACUUCACUGUUGCUCCAGGAGCAAUCUGCUUGUCAGCAGAUAGAGUCAGACAGUGAAAUUGAUGACGAAGAUAGUUCACAUGAUGAAGUUCUUAUGGAUGCAGUUUCUGAUCUUCUUCCUGCAUUUGCGAAAGCCAUGGGUGCUCAAUUUGCUCCCAUUUUUGUAAAUCUAUUUGAUCAUUUGAUGAAAUUUGCAAAAGCUUUCCGUCCUCCUCAAGAUAGGACCAUGGUUGUUGCCUGCCUUGCUGAAGUUGCUCAGAACAUGGGUUUUCCUAUUGCAGACUAUGUGGAUCGAGUAAUGCCUACGGUUCUUAAAGAAUUAGCGUCAUCUGAUGCGACAAAUAGAAGGAACGCAGCAUUUUGUGUUGGGGAGUUGUGCAAAAAUGGUGGCGAUUCAGCUUUGAAAUACUUUGACAACAUAUUACGUGGGCUUCACCCCUUGUUUGGUGAGUCUGAGCCUGAUCAUGCAGUGAGGGAUAAUGCAGCUGGUGCUGUGGCCAAGAUGAUUAUGGUGCACCCUGAGUCUGUUCCUUUAAAUCAGGUUCUUCCUGUUUUCAUGAGAGUUCUUCCAUUGAAAGAAGACCAAGAGGAGUCCAUGGCUGUCUAUAGUUGUGUCUCCGCUCUUGUAUUCUCAUCAAAUCCACUGAUACUUUCACUUAUCCCUGAAUUAGUUAAUAUUUUUGCUCAAGUGGCGGCAUCACCUAUUGAAACAUCUGAAGUCAAAGCUCUUGUAGGCAGAGCUUUUUGUCAUCUAAUUUCACUAUACGGCCCACAAAUGCAACCACUUCUAAGCGCCCUCUCACCAGAUCACGCAAAUGCACUGUCAACAUUUUCCACAAUGGGCUGA
Molecule: messenger RNA, 3147 nt
Organism: Vicia faba (fava bean)
Lineage: Eukaryota; Viridiplantae; Streptophyta; Magnoliopsida; Fabales; Fabaceae
Source: the annotation of a GenBank genome assembly